ACACAAGUUGGUGCCUGAUCAGUAUGAGAGGAGAGAUUGGAUCCAGACACCACAGAGAGAAGACCCAGAGACGCCAUCGAGUGUGGACAUGCAUCCCAGCUGUUCCCCACCAGGCGCCAUGGUCUACAAGUAACUUAGAAGCGACAUAGAAUUAGUAUACCUGUUUAUCUACCGUGUGGCAUCGUUUGUACAAGUGUCAGAUUUGAGGUUAAUGCAGAGGAAAAGCAAUCACGAUGGCAUCAAGAGUCAAACAACACCUCUUCACAGUGCAGCCUCAGUACAUACAACGUGAUGACAAUCGAUUCACAUCAUCCAGUCCAAGGCCUGAGGCAGAGGGAAAGGAGAUGGAUCUAGGAGCCGAGACAGCAGAGGGCACUAGACUGGAAGGAUACAGACGACCUGGAGCUAAGCCUGCUUUCUUUGAUGGCAAGAACAGAAAUUCUACUGAUCUGGCCUUUCGUCAGCGACAGAAUCAGAAGGAUGUCCAGUUUGAAUCAAGUCCAAGGAAGGAAAAUAAAUCCCCAGUGAAUGUCCCAUCUGGAGAAGGUCUCCUUCAGGAACUGUACGCAGAGCAACGAGAACAGCUGAAGAAAGCUGAAUCAGAGAAGGCAGAGACACUAAAGGAGAGGGAUGCGUUUGAAAUGAAAUGUAUGGAACUUGAGACUGAACUCACUGCGCAGAUUCAGGUAAACAAGGAGCUAAAGAAGCUCCUGGUAGCCUCCAUGGGAGCCGACCUUCACAGCCAGCUGGAGACCCUGGCUAGAGACCGCGCCCAGCUAGCCCAGGAGAUAGAAAAUACCAUGGCAACCCUUCUAAAAGAACGAGAAACCCUAGAGAGGGUUAAUAUCCAGUGUGAUGUCUGGAGGAGUAAAUUUCUAGGAAGCAGAUUACAAGUUGAUGAGUUGAUCACUUCUAGAACACAUCUCGAUAUGUUACAGCAAGAGUCCUUUAAUGCAAUCCAAAGACUUCUGGAUGAGAGAGCAGAGAUCAGACGGCAUAUGAUGAAAACGAACCGGUUAUUACAAUAUCUGUCAAGUGCCUUACAACGGAAUCAAAGUAUCGACAAAGACUCUUGUAAAACUUUGAGUAAUGUCAUGACCCUUGCCUUAGUCAAUGAACAGCUCUCAUCAACAAUCUCUAACGUACUUCUUGGCGAUGUCAAAGGUCACCACCAGGGGUCAGGAGGUCUCAAGGGAUUUGAGUUUGUGGAUUGGACAGAGGCUGAGCUGUUAGCCAAGGAUAUUGUCCUAAACAAGCAGCCCAGCAUCAAACUAGAACAGAUAUCCCAGCAGGCCAUUCUUGAAGGUCCGGUGCCAAAGGUCAACAUGACACAUCGUUACCAUCCACAUACCCGCUAUGAGAACAUAACUAUCAACUGCUGUGAACGAUGUAAGGGCGAUAUCAAAGUUGUAUGACACUGAUGAUGGUGGUCAAUAGUUAUAUGUAAUGACCUACAGCUAGUGCUCAACAUUACUGGGCGAACAUUACUAUCAACUGCUGUGAACGAUGUAAGGGCGAUAUCAAAGUGGUAUGACACUGAUGAUGGCGGUCAAUAGUUCUUUGUAAUGACCUACAGCUAGUGCUCAACAUUCCUGUGGGAACAUUACUAUCAACUGCUGUGUACGAAGUAAGGGCAAUAUCAAAGUUGUAUGACACUGAUGAUGGUGGUCGAUAGUUAUUUGUAAUGACCUACAGCUGGUGCUCAAUAUCACUGGGAGAACAUUACUAUCAACUGUUACGAGUGACAUAAGGGCGACAUCAAAGUGGUAUGAGACAGAUAAAUGUGGUAGUUAUACUGAUGUGUGGCUAGUACCCAACACCAGUACAUGAACAUUACUGUCAAGUGCUACAUGUGACUAAGGGUGACAUCAAAGUGGUAUGACACUGAUAUUUGCUGUAGAUAGUUCUGCAUAAUUACCAAAGGCUAUUGCUGUGAGAACUUUACUAUGAAUGGUUAUGAGCAUGGUGUAGUAAUGAUUGGUAGUUCAGGUGGAAACCUAACUUCACGAAUGAAUUGUCAUGGAAGUUGGUAUAUAUAAAUCAUCCUCUACAGAUUUCUCUCUCUCUCUUUGUUUCCCUGUGUUUCUCCCCAUAUUUAAUCACAAUUGUACUUCUAGGUUCACAAUGUAAUAUUAUUCUUGAUUAAAUGGACAGGAACAUCCAUAUUUUUAUUGUUCGAAAUUGACACAAGAAAUGAAAUACUCAGAAAAUUUGUUUUGCCCAAUUGAUCGUGGGCCUGGCAACGCAGCGCCAAACAGGGUAGUAGAACUCCCAUCUUUUAAUAUCUUUUGGUCUGAUGUGGCCAGGGUUUGAAUUCCCGACCUCCCAGUUGUGAGACAGACGCUCUACCAACUGAGCCAACUCACCAGUCAACAUGUUGUAUAAUCUUUGAAACUACAUGGGCGAAGUUUAUAAUAUCUUGUUUAAUGAAGACACAACCCGUACAAGCGAUGGUUAUUAAUUCUUUUCUGCCAUCUUCGCUUAACUAAGAGGCUUUAUCUAUAGGUAGCAUUAAAGAUGAAACUUUUUUUUCAGGAUCAAUGACAUUUGUUAUUAAGAUUUAAGAUGAAGGCUUUUUUUUUCAAUAUCCGCAUUGAAUGCAAUACAGAUGGUUAAGUUAAAUCCUAUUGAAGAAGGAAACACUAUGAAAUAUGUGAUGAAUUUUGACAUAUGCACUUAUGAGUAAAUGUGAGUCUAACUGUAUGGUAUGAUAAUCCAUCCUGGGUUAAACUUUAGUACAAAUAAGAUUAUUAGUUAUUACUUCUAAGUCAACCCUUCAUCCUCCUUCAAUAUAUAUGACAUUAGACAAUGUGCCAAUAAUUCAUAAAAAUCCAUAGUGUUCUCUGAUUAUUCAUUCUCUGAUGUGAACGAAUAUUCAUUUGAUGUCACCAAAUCUUGUGUGGGAACUGCAAGCAUUUCCUUAUCCAAGGUUUAUCAGUUUUACCAGACAGUAUCAUAGGGUAGGAUGGAAUGAUAGUGUGAUGUGGGGUUAAGAAAACCACAUGAAAAAAGGAUCUUGCAUUAAUUUCGGGUAAGUUAAUCAUUGCUAUGAGAAUGCCCCUCAAUCUGUUUAAGUUCUGUAGAAUAUCUUCAUAAAAUUUGCAUGAAUGUCUGAAAUUUAUUUUGAUAACAUCACACUAAUCUGAAUUAUACAUACUUGAAACUCCAGGAGCUGAAAAAUGUGAGAGAAUUUUAUAUCAUAAUAAAAUUUCAAAUUUAUGGUUCUUUGAAUUUUUUUUAAAUAUCAAUUUCAAAUUUAUGGUUCUUGGGAAUGAAUUGGGCUUAUGUAAGAUUUAUAUUAUAUGUGCCUGUGACUUUGCUAUUAUUGCUAUCAUCUAAUAUUUUGUAAAUACAAAUUGAUCCAAGCCAUUACUAGAGCAUCUAAGAGUAUUGCAGGAUUCUUUGUGCAAUAAAGAGAAUGACAUGUCUCUUCAUACUUUUUUUACUCGUAUUUUUUCACCAAAAAUAUUUAUAUGUUCAUUGCCUCAUUCUUUUGUACACGACCAAUCGAGGCUGACCUAAACUGAAAAUGAUUAAAUAAAAAUUAUU
Messenger RNA from Lytechinus pictus (painted urchin), 3549 nucleotides. Its product is annotated as golgin-45-like. Lineage: Eukaryota; Metazoa; Echinodermata; Echinoidea; Temnopleuroida; Toxopneustidae. The coding region runs from base 234 to 1415 and encodes 393 amino acids. Gene Ontology annotation, biological process: Golgi organization; Golgi to plasma membrane protein transport. The transcript has 7 exons. Gene Ontology annotation, cellular component: Golgi membrane. The record is from RefSeq and is a predicted model, not a curated record.